Molecule: messenger RNA, 1597 nt
Organism: Quercus lobata
Lineage: Eukaryota; Viridiplantae; Streptophyta; Magnoliopsida; Fagales; Fagaceae
Product: UDP-glycosyltransferase 88A1-like
Exons: 1
Coding region: 44-1471 (475 amino acids)
Molecular function (GO): UDP-glucosyltransferase activity
Source: RefSeq, a predicted model, not a curated record
CUUAGAAACUGGCAAACACUCCCAUACUAAUAUUUCGACAGCUAUGGAAGCAAUAGUUCUGUACCCAACACCAGCCAUUGACCACUUGAUUCCCAUUGUGGAGCUAGGCAAACUAAUACACACAUACCACCCUUUACUCACCAUCCACAUACUCAUUGCCCCUGCACCCUACAAUGCUGGUUCCACAUCUCCAUACAUAGCCUCUGUCUCUGCCACUAAUCCCUACAUGACCUUUCACAGUCUCCCAAGUGUUACUCUUCCUCCCCCCACCUCUCUCCACCAUGAAACUCUUAUCUUUGAGCUCAUACGCCUCAACAAUCCCUAUGUCCACCAAUCUCUCCUUUUUAUAUCCAAAACCUACAACAUCCAAGCGCUCAUCAUAGAUUUUUUCUGCUUUAAUGCUCUUUCUGUUGCAGCCAAACUCAACAUCCCCGCCUACCACUUCUCCACUUCUGGCGCCGCUGCACUUAAUUUUAAACUAUAUCUCCCCACCAUUCACAAAAACACCACCAUGAAUUUCAAAGACCUCAACACCCUCCUUAACAUUCCUGGACUACCACCAUUAUUACCAUCUUCGGAUUUGGCAAAACUAUUAGGCGACCGUAAUGACAAGGCUUACGAGUGCUUUCUAGACGGCACUAUCAGCUUGAUUAAGUCAGCAGGAAUAAUUGUGAACACGUUUGAAUCGUUGGAACCAAAAGCUAUUCAGGCAGUAUCAAAUGGCCUAUGUGUCCCGGACGGUCCCACGCCACGUGUUUACCACAUAGGACCAUUGAUAGCAACUUACAAUGUAAGAAGUGAUCACAAUGAAGGUGAAGCCAUGCCUGAGUGCUUAACGUGGCUUGACUCGCAGCCCAGUCAAACUGUUGUGUUUUUAUGCUUUGGAAGUUUGGGUUUGUUCUCAAUAGAACAGUUGAAUGAAAUAGCUUUAGGGUUGGAGAGGAGUGGCCAAAGGUUCUUGUGGGUGGUACGAAAUCCACCUAGUAAGAAACAUAGCUUGGCUAUCUCAGUUCAGACUGACCCAGAUUUAGAUUCUUUGCUUCCAGAGGGUUUUUUGGACCGUACCAAGGAGAGGGGCUUAGUAGUGAAGUCAUGGGCACCACAACUGGCUGUGUUGAAUCAUGACUCGGUGGGUGGGUUUGUGACUCAUUGUGGAUGGAACUCGGUGUUGGAAGCUGUGAGUGCGGGUGUGCCAAUGGUGGCAUGGCCUCUUUAUGCAGAGCAAAGGUUCAAUAGAGUGGUGUUGGUGGAAGAUGUGAAGAUUACUUUGUCGAUGAACGAAUCGGAGGAUGGGUUUGUGAGUGCAACAGAAGUUGAGAAGCGAGUUAGAGAGUUGAUGGACUCGGAAAGUGGUAACAAGAUCAGGGAACGAACACUUGCUAUGAAAGAUGGAGCUAAGGCUGCACUGAGUGAGGGAGGGUCAUCUCAUGUUGCAUUAACCAAACUUGUUGAGUCGUGGAAGCGGCAAUGAGUUGAAUCUGUGCGGAACUUAAUCUAGCCUUUACUACGUGUAAUUAAAGAACAAAAAAACCACAUCAUUUUAUCAUUUUCUUAUUGGUAAAACUUAUUGGAAGAAUGAUUAAAUAAUAAAUAUUAU